ACUAGUGUUGAGUGUGCUGUUCAGGGUUUAGCGAGAGAGUCCUUCGUUUCAAGUUUCAACCUUUGGCAUCUGCAAAUUGAAAUUCGGAAAGCUUAAUCGGAUAAAUCCAGCAGCUUUUGGAUCGCAAGCUGUUCUGCUGAUGCUUUGCUGAAAUGGGUUUCGGUGCAAUUAGAUCGAUUUUUCGACCAUUGUCGAGGACCCUAGUUUCGCGUGCCGCCGCAAGCUGCUCGUCUGCGCCAUUCCCUGCGACGAUUCCGGCCGCGAAGCCGGAGUUAUGCUCCUUCUUCGGUGGAUCGAGGCAUUUGAAGCUGCCGUGGAUUCCUGUGGCUAAUCAUUUUCACAGCUUAAGCUUAACUGAUACUCGGCUUCCGAAGAGACGGCCCAUGACUCAUCCCAAGAGGAAAAGAUCCAAAUUGAAACCUCCAGGGCCGUAUGCAUAUGUUCAGUAUACCCCUGGCGAGCCAAUUUCUCCAAACAAUCCUAACAAGGGCAGUGUGAAGAGAAGGAAUGCGAAGAAGCGUAUAGGGCAGCGACGUGCCUUUAUACUGUCUGAGAAAAAGAAGAGGCAAGCACUAGUGCAAGAGGCGAAGAGGAAGAAGAGAAUCAAGCAAGUGGAACGUAAAAUGGCGGCUGUCGCAAGGGACCGGGCAUGGAAAGAAAGACUGGCUGAGCUUAAGCAGCUCGAGGAAGAGAAGAAUAAAUCAAUGUCUUCUUGAAAUUGCUUUCAUUCCAACCAAACAUAGAAUAAUCCUGAUAUGACAAUCUCUGUUUUCUCUUGUCUUGAGUUAGGUUUGCUCCUUUUUUGUUGUGUUCUCUCUCUGAAGAGUUCACUCUCCCUUGUCGUCGUACAAACUUUGUCGGAAGAACCAGAGUUACUUGCCGUUUCUGGUCUUUUAUAUUCAGUCAUGAGUUUCUCGUUU
This is a messenger RNA of Eutrema salsugineum, 920 nucleotides long. RefSeq lists its product as uncharacterized. Bases 153 to 716 code for a protein of 187 amino acids. The record is from RefSeq and is a predicted model, not a curated record. Gene Ontology annotation, cellular component: mitochondrion. The transcript is spliced from 3 exons. NCBI's taxonomy places the organism in Eukaryota, Viridiplantae, Streptophyta, Magnoliopsida, Brassicales, Brassicaceae.